Molecule: messenger RNA, 2329 nt
Organism: Anarrhichthys ocellatus (wolf-eel)
Lineage: Eukaryota; Metazoa; Chordata; Actinopteri; Perciformes; Anarhichadidae
Gene: lpcat4
Product: lysophosphatidylcholine acyltransferase 4
Exons: 13
Coding region: 368-1912 (514 amino acids)
Biological process (GO): phosphatidylcholine acyl-chain remodeling
Cellular component (GO): endoplasmic reticulum
Molecular function (GO): lysophosphatidic acid acyltransferase activity; 1-acylglycerophosphocholine O-acyltransferase activity; calcium ion binding
Source: RefSeq, a predicted model, not a curated record
GGGCACUAUUUCUUCACAGCGUUUGUUUGGUUUCAGCAUGUGGAGGACAUACAGCAGAAAAGUUUUUUAACUGAAACUAACGUGUGUUUUGUUGUUGUUUUUUUAGUUUAGUUUUAAUUUAGCUUAGCUAACGUCGUCUGUUUGGUUUUUUUUGCCCGUUUUCUGGCCGGAGUACUCCUCAACCGUUGGUUUUGAACGUUAGAUAACGUUCUAUUUUUAAAUCGGCCAGCGCGAGACACUUCUAACAAGUAAGCAAGCUGUCAGCUGACAAAAUAAAAAGUUUCUUCAAAGUAAAAGUCAGUGUAAAUAUAUAUUUUUUAAUUUUUUAAAUAACGUUAUUUAUAGACCCCCCCCUCCCGUCGUCGCCAUGGAGAGAAACGGCCGUCACUCGGCAACGCAGGAGUAUCCACAUCCGUUCAUCCACGAGGUGAAGCUGACCCGCGCGCAGAGGAUCAGGGGCAUCAUCCUGGGCAGUGUCCUCUUCCCCCUCCGCAUCCUCAUGGCGGUCCUCUGCUUCCUCCUCAUGUGGCCCGUCGCCCGGCUCCGAAUGGCCGGCCUCUCCGAGGAGCAUCGCUCUCGGCCCGUGGAGGGCUGGAGGCGCUGGCUCCUCCACCCGAUCAUGCUGUGGCUGAGCCGGCUGACCUUCUUCUUCCUGGGUUUCACGUGGGUGAGGGUCAAAGGCCGCCGGGCCGACCUGAAGGAGGCGCCGGUGCUGGUGGUGGCACCUCACAGCAGCUUCUUGGACAUGGUGGUUCUGAUGCCGACCCAGCUGCCGACGGUGGUGUCCCGGUCGGAGAACACCAGCCUGCCGGUCAUAGGAGCUCUACUGGAGUUCAACCAAUCCGUGCUGGUGAGCAGGACGGACCCGGAGUCGAGGAGGAAGGCGGUGGCGCAGCUCACAGAGAGGAUGACCUCCGGCGGCUACUGGCCUCAGAUGCUGAUGUUUCCCGAGGGAACCACAACCAACGGCACCGUGCUCAUCAAAUUCAAACCCGGUGCCUUCCUCGCCGGACUCCCGGUCCAACCGGUUCUGUUGCGCUACCCCAACAAGCUGGAUACUGUUCGCUGGACAUACAAAGGCACAAGCUGGACUGAGGCACUGUGGCUCACAGCUUCUCAGUUCUACACCAACAUAACUAUCGAGUUCCUUCCAGUUUACAGCCCCUCGCAGGAGGAGAAGAAUGACCCCAACCUGUACGCAGACAAUGUGCAGAAACUCAUGGCCAAGGCCCUUGAUCUCCCGUCUACAGAUUAUGUGAUGGAGGGCCGAGUUCCCGUCAAUAAGCUGGGCGGUCUCUCUCUCCCACUGGAGUCUCCGGCCAGGAAAACACUCAAGCUGCUGCGCAGAAACGGUCUGGGAGCGCAUGAAGUGGAAGCGGCACUGGACAGAAUGAUUGACAGGUGUCAGUCAGGAGCUCAGGGGUCAAAAGUCAGCGGAGAGGAGCUCUCCUCUAUCCUCGGGCUGACGGAUACACAGACGGACGUCGCCAUCUGUGACUUUUAUUCCAAGGAUGAGAUUGUGGACCUCAGGCCGAUCUAUUUGACUGUUGCCGCUCUGUCAGGAUGCGUCAGCUUCAAGUCACUGCUUCACACAGCUUUCACUCUGUUUGACGCAGAGGACCGAGGCAGUCUGAGUGCAGAGGAGCUGUCGGACCUCAUGGGGGCACUGCUGGAUUUCCCUCAGCGCCACACUGCCGAGCUUUACACGCAGGCCUCCGAUGGAGGCCGGCUCACUGAAGAAAAUCUGCUGCGAGUGCUGACGACCCACCCGACCUAUCAGAGAGUGGCGAGCGAGUACAUGCAGCCCGAGGAGGCGGGCUCCCAGCCGGCCAAUGGGAAGGCUGUGAACAACAACGGAAGCAUGCACAACAGCAACAAUGGAUCCCUCCACCACAACAAAAAGCUUGAAUAAGGAGGAAAAUUUGGAUUCCGCUUUUUACAGGACGUUAAGUCAGGUUUGUUUUAUGUCCUCUGCAUCCUCGAGUGCAGCAACGGGACAAUAAUCGUCGACAAAAGAUUGUAUUUUAAAAUGUGUGUGUGUGUGUUUAUAGAUGUAUUUUAAAGUCUAUAUUACUGUACAGUCAAACAUGCCAACAUUAGAAAACCAAAGAAUGACUACAGUGGCUCUGAGGUGUGACUGUGCGUCUUGUAUAUUUGAAGACUUGAAGUUUACGAGUGCACAUUUUUUUUUUUUAACGGCCCAAAAUAAAUCGUGCUCAUGUGUUGUUCCAGAUGCUGUUAAAAGACUCCAUUACCUUGCAUAACAUGUCUUAUUUAUAUAAUUCCCUCUUUUGUAUGCUUUUUUUUUUUUUUUUUUUUUUAAUGGGAC